This is a messenger RNA of Trifolium pratense (red clover), 2421 nucleotides long. Its product is annotated as pentatricopeptide repeat-containing protein At2g39230, mitochondrial-like. The coding region runs from base 1 to 732 and encodes 243 amino acids. Gene Ontology annotation, molecular function: protein binding. Lineage: Eukaryota; Viridiplantae; Streptophyta; Magnoliopsida; Fabales; Fabaceae. The record is from RefSeq and is a predicted model, not a curated record. The transcript has 6 exons.
AUGGUAAACAACCAGAGGAGCAAUGAGUCAGGGAAAAGAGAAUUGAAAGAGGACGACGGUGAGACGCAGCAAAUAGUAUAUGGCUAUGACGGUGGCAACUGUCAACCGAGAUGGCGGCAGCAGUUGACCGAGGCGGUGGCAGCAAUUGACAGAGGAGGGUAUCGGAAUCGACUGUGGAAGUCGGCAUCGGUGGAAGAAUUAGAAGUUAUUGACAGAGUUGGAGAUGGAAGUAAACGAAGACCAAUAGAAAAACGCAGAAAUGCAGUUUCAAACAAACUCCACCGUUUGUAUAGAAAACGGAGAAACGUGAACUCCAUCGUUUCCGCCGCGGUUGAAACCGUCUGUCACCGUGAAAACGCAGCUUCUCUCUUUCUCCUCCAUCGAAGAAACAGUCCGCCGCUUCUCUACUUCGCCGCCUUGCCUCCGUCAGUGAAGAGUUGCAUCUCACAACAGGUUAAGAAAGCAUUGGAUUUUCAUGACGACAUUAUAUCAAAGGAAUUUCAGCUUAAUCAAGUUAGUUAUGGAAUCUUGAUUGAUGGGUUAUGUAAAAAAGGAGAAACAAGAUCUGCCCUGCAGUUCCUUAGAAGGAUUGAAGAGUUAAUGGUUAAACAAAACAUGGUAAUGUACAGCACAGUCAUUAAUAGUCUUUGCAAGGAUAAAAUCGUUGACAAAGCAAUUGAAUUAUUAGCGAAGAUCAAAGACCAAGGAAUUCAGCUAGAUAUGUAUACAUAAACUAUACUUUUCAAUGGGCUACCAAGGAAUUCAGCUAGAUAUGUAUACAUACGCUAUACUUGUCAAUGGGCUACGCAAAAAUGGAAGACUUAAGGAUGCACUAGAGGUUUAUCAGGAUCUUUUGAUUAAAGGCUACCAUUUUGAUCUAACAAUGUAUACUGUUUUGAUUAACGGGCUUUGUAAAGAGGGCUUGUUUAAUGAAGCGUUGUCUUUAGUGUCAAAAAUGGAAGAUAACGGUUGCACCCCUAACGCCGUAACUUACAGAACUCUUAUUCAUGCUUUGUCGAAAAACGGCAAUAAUGAGAAGGCAGUGAAACUUCAUCGUGAAAUGAUUGCUAGAGGUCUUUCAUAUGAGUAAAACUAGAAUAUGGAAGGGUAAUUACAAUGUAAAUAAAGUAGUAGAGCAGACACACAUGAAGCAAUUUGUAGAUAAAGCAGACCCUCUACUGUCGAGCAACUAUGGUAGAGCUGUUGGGUCUGGGUGCAAGGAAGUGUAGUUGGAUCUACCAUCCCUGCAAAUCCUUCAGAGGAUCAGGUCCAUAUAUUAGACCUCAUAAACAAUGGUUUGUGUUUAGCAGGCUGCACCUUUAGCUAGUUGCGAGGUAUUCGGUUCAUUUUUGGUCUUGCAACUUUAGGAUUAGAUACAUUUACAAUCCAAUAGAGAAGUUUCCUCUUUAUUUUUUAUGAAUUUGUUUACAUGUAAUAAUUGAAAAUGAAAGUCAUCCCUUUACAAUUGUAUUUGUUACACAUGUUUCUUCUUUUAUUUGUGUAGAAUAGAGACUAGAUGUAACUAUAGAUUCAUUAGCUAUGGCUGUUAUAUGUUUAUGAGACCAAGAGGAUUGAACCAAAAUAUUUCUGACAGUGAAUUAAAUUUCUGCAACUGCAGUGUUCACAAUGUAUAGGAUUUGGAUUUGGGUAUAUUUUUUUGUAGGGACGCGGUACUCAGCUUAAGGAUAUAACGAAUGGUAUGUUUAAUUGUGUUAUGUAAUUGCGGCCAGUAUUUGGAUGUCUGUUACGUUUGGUGCUGCCUUAUGUUAUGAGCAUAGACCAAAAGUGCAUUUUUAUGAGUUCCGCAAGAGGGAGUUUCAUCUGAUAACUUGUUUUUAUUUAGUCAUGCUAUUGUUAAAUUCAAUUUUUUGGUUCAUACCACUUUGGUUCUUGAAACUUAAAACUGAUUUCGAUAAAUCUUUCAGUGUGUUAUGUGUACUGUACUAGUGGCCAUAGAAUAUACUGUAAUCUUUGUAGAUAUAAAAAUUGAUAAUUUAUUAUUAUUAUUAUUAUUAACAUCAUUGUUAUUAUUAUUUAUGUAUAAACUGUUUCAGUGGCUUUAACUUAUGUUUGUGAUGUGGUAUAGUAUGGUGUUGAGUGGAUCUUAAGUGUUGAUUUUCAGGGUGUGUGUUGGGGCUGUGGCGGUGCAAGGCGGCUUGCUAUAGAUGGUUAUGAAGGUGACCUUUUACUACAGAAUUUUUCAAAUAAUGCUAUCUUUAUGGAGCAGCUUGGAUGGUAGCAGAAAAUGUCCAAAUGCUUGGUGGAGUCUUGUUUUUUAUGCUUUUGUUUCAACAUAGUUACUUGACUUGGUUUGUAAUUUAUUUUAGCUUUGUUAUUUAAUUAUAAGCCUUUAUUUUUGAGUCAUUAUUGGAUGUUUUGUCAUGUAAACAGUUUUUUAAUAAGGUUGGUUUAUAAUUUGAG